UGGUAGAAGCGCGUCGUUUCGAGAAUAAUAGCUUUAAGUAUAAGUAAAUGAGUUUUAUCAUUAUAGUAUAAUAUUUAAUAACACAAAUCUAAAAAUCAAUUUACAAACCAUUACUCAGCUAUGAAUUUAGAGUUGCUUGAAUCUUUUGGACAAAAUUAUCCUGAGGAGUUUGAUGGGUCUCUUGAUUCGAUAUCUCUGGCGGCGACCUGCGCGUUUAACCGUCGCGGUACCCUGUUGGCAGUGGGGUGCAACGAUGGGAGGAUCUUUAUUUGGGACUUCCUUACGCGAGGAAUUGCAAAGUCAAUAUCCGCACAUGUGUAUCCCGUUUGCAGUCUUAGUUGGUCCAGAAAUUGUAGAAAGCUUCUAUCAGCCUCAACAGACCACAACGUUUGCAUCUGGGACAUCCUCACAGGCGAGUGUGAGCAGCGCUACCGCUUCCCAACCGCCAUAGUGCGAGUCCAGUUCGAUCCACGCAACGACAAGAGGUUCCUCGUGUGUCCCAUGCGCCAUGCGGCGCUGUUGGUCGACACGGACGGGGAUCACAACAUACUGCCCAUUGAUGAAGAUGGUGACAUAAACGUGAUAGCAUCAUUCGACCGGCGCGGCGACUACGUGUACACGGGCAACACAAAAGGCAAGAUCCUGAUAUUGGACUCUCAGACGCUGGCAAUAAAGGCGAGUUUCAAGAUCACCGUCGGCACCUCCAGCACGACGGGGAUUAAGAGCAUAGAGUUCGCUAGGAGGGGAGAUUGUUUCUUGGUGAACACCUCGGACCGCGUGAUCCGUGUGUACGACACGACGACGGUCGUCAAGAGCGGCGUCAACGGAGAGCCCGAGCCCAUACAGAAACUACAGGAUCUCGUCAACAAAACGACAUGGAAGAAAUGCUGCUUCUCCGGCGACGGGGAGUACAUCUGCGCGGGCUCGGCGCGCCAGCACGCGCUCUACAUCUGGGAGAAGAGCAUCGGCAACCUCGUCAAGAUCCUGCAUGGGACCAAGGGCGAGCUGCUGCUCGACGUGGUCUGGCAUCCCAUCCGACCCAUCAUAGCUAGUAUUAGUGCAGGUGUCGUAUCCAUCUGGGCGCAAAAUCAGGUCGAGAACUGGUCGGCCUUCGCGCCCGACUUCAAGGAACUGGACGAGAACGUCGAGUACGAGGAGAGGGAGAGCGAGUUCGAUGUGGCCGACGAGGACCGCUCCGUCGACCAGGCCGGCGAGCUUCGGGACGAUGAGGACUUUGAGGUGGACGUAACGACGUGCGAGCCCGUGGCGGCGUUCUGCAGCUCCGACGAGGAGGGCGAGGAUGGUGGCAUGCUCCACUUCCUGCCUAUAGCACCAGAGAUUGAAGACCCGGAGGACGGCUGGGCGGCCACGCAAGACACGGUCACACCGACGGAGACGCCCGAGAAGCUGGAGCCCGCCGCCAAAAGGCCGAAGAGCAAAACCUAUGAUAUUUCCCUCAAAAUAGCGCCUCCCGAACAACCGCUGUCGUUCGGCGGCAAGAACAAGCAGGCGGCAGGCAGCAAAAAGGUGGCAGGGAGACCAAGAAAAUAAACAAAAAAUAUU
Molecule: messenger RNA, 1563 nt
Organism: Cydia splendana
Lineage: Eukaryota; Metazoa; Arthropoda; Insecta; Lepidoptera; Tortricidae
Gene: Rbbp5
Product: retinoblastoma-binding protein 5 homolog
Exons: 11
Coding region: 121-1551 (476 amino acids)
Cellular component (GO): Set1C/COMPASS complex
Molecular function (GO): protein binding
Source: RefSeq, a predicted model, not a curated record